Molecule: messenger RNA, 948 nt
Organism: Papaver somniferum (opium poppy)
Lineage: Eukaryota; Viridiplantae; Streptophyta; Magnoliopsida; Ranunculales; Papaveraceae
Product: peptide methionine sulfoxide reductase MsrB-like
Exons: 5
Coding region: 53-679 (208 amino acids)
Biological process (GO): response to oxidative stress; protein repair
Cellular component (GO): cytoplasm
Molecular function (GO): peptide-methionine (R)-S-oxide reductase activity
Source: RefSeq, a predicted model, not a curated record
AAUAAUCAACAAAAGUUGAUGGUGUUGGAGAGGUACAGAAAAAUAAACACAAAUGGCUUUGAAUAUAAGCUACAGUAGACUUUCAGCUCACCGGUUAUCAUCCCCGUUUCCGUCAUCACCAAAAUCGAAACAACAUCUCCAAUUCCUCCUAUCCAAUUCUCAUCUUGUUGUCACUUCCAAUUCCCCUCCUUCAAUUUCAAGGAAAUCACAUCGGAAUUUUCUUGUAAUGGGUUCUUCUACGUCGUCUUUUCAAAAUCCAGAUAACAGUGUUCAAGAGACAGGCAGGGGAGAUUAUUCUUCCGUAAGUGAUGCAGAGUGGAAGAAGCGUCUCACUAGUGAGCAGUUCUACGUAACUCGCAAGAAGGGAACUGAGAGGGCUUUUACAGGGGAGUAUUGGAACACAAAAUCCGCAGGAACUUAUCACUGCAUCUGUUGUGACACGCCUUUGUUCGAAUCAUCCACGAAAUUUGACAGCGGAACUGGUUGGCCAUCAUACUAUCAACCCAUAGGAAAUAACGUGAAAUCGAAAUUAGACUUGUCGAUUAUAUUCAUGCCUAGGCAGGAAGUUCUUUGUGAUGUGUGCGAUGCCCAUCUUGGUCAUAUUUUUGAUGAUGGCCCUCCACCUACCGGAAAACGUUACUGCAUUAACAGUGCCUCUCUGAAACUGAAAUCAAAAUAGUUCCAAGUGUUGUCAUUACGUACCAGAAGUUUAAAGUCCUGAAUCAAUUUCCUUCUAGUGAGCAAGUUGUUCCUGUACUAAAUUUGGCAAGUUGAUAGAAGAAGCUCUCUCUCAUGAUUUUUUUGGUAGUUUCCUUAUUCUCAGAUCACUGUUUGCACUUCUUCUAACAAAAAUGUAUAUUUAGACUGUUUGGAAACGAUGCAUAAACAUGGUAAGAUGAAAAAAUAAAUAAAAGAAUUCUAUCUUAUAAAUAAGAGUAUAUUGUCAGA